Molecule: messenger RNA, 315 nt
Organism: Prunus armeniaca (apricot)
Lineage: Eukaryota; Viridiplantae; Streptophyta; Magnoliopsida; Rosales; Rosaceae
Source: the annotation of a GenBank genome assembly
AUGAAUAAGGAACCCCUUUGUGGUUCCAAGGGUUUGACGCAGCUGGACCUUCCCAAAAGGGUGAGGCGCCUCCUGCUUUCCUUAUGGGUUUUCAAGAUGGAGCUCGCAGAGGAAAAGAGAGAUGGAGGGAGUUCUUUGUUUGAUGGGUAUUUGCCCUUCACGCACGGAUUUCUGUUGGUUCCCACCAUAGCUCCCUGUUUUGACCGUCUUGGAGUUCUAACAAGCGUGGAGCGCGACGCCAGACUUUUCAUAAGGCUUUGGGUUGGGCUUAUAUGUACAGCGUUGGGUCAUCAGCUUGUUACUUCCAUCGCUUGA